Messenger RNA from Rhodotorula toruloides NP11, 828 nucleotides. RefSeq lists its product as uncharacterized. The record is from RefSeq and is a predicted model, not a curated record. The transcript is spliced from 2 exons. Bases 1 to 828 code for a protein of 275 amino acids. NCBI's taxonomy places the organism in Eukaryota, Fungi, Basidiomycota, Microbotryomycetes, Sporidiobolales, Sporidiobolaceae.
AUGGGACGCGACUACUGGGCCAGCGCUUGGCUGGCCUACGGUGCUUACGCCAACCCGCCUCAGCUUUACCUCGCCGCCAAACUCUACUACGACGUUUUCCAGGGCCCGCUCAUUACCCUCUCCCUCAUCCAUCACCGUCGCGCGAACGGCACCCUCCAUGGGGGAGUCGCCAGCCGUCUUCCUCCUGAGCUCUGGAUCAUGCUCGCCGAAGCGGUGCACCAUGAAGCCCAAGCAAUGCUGGAGGCGGCUGUCCAUGACUUGACUGUCGCUGCAACCUGCGGCGCCUGCCGUACACAGUUGCUGUCGGGCGCACUGCUCAGGUGGCGCGACCAUCCCUAUAUCGCAAGUGAGGCUUGGACAGGCUGCCAAGGUUGUCAGCGCAAGGCUGAGGAAACUAUCGGGGCUAUCUAUCAUCUCGAUGUGCUUCCCUUCCUGAACACCUAUGGUCUCACUACUGAGUGGUACAAAUACCCUCAGUGCUACCAUGUCCCUGACUAUGUACCUGGACGCCAGACCGAGGAGGAGCUCCAGCGGAGUGAGCAGCGAUACAGACAGCGAUGGGACGUCCGCGCCCAAGUGCUUCUACAGCCCCACAAUUACGCCGUCGUGGAGCAGCUGAGGGGAGAUGAGGUGAGCACUUCGUGCGGGUACGAUGAGCGGGAAUUCAGCACCUGCCAGGUGCUCACAAGGGAGGAACUGUGUGCGCUGCUAGGAGACCAGCGCCUGGCAGGCCUCUACCGCCGGUUCUUUGCAGACUGGCCGAUGGGUGCGGAUUGGAAGGAGAGGGAGCCGCAGCUGCACAUCCGCUGCGUGGGCGAGUCGGGAUGA